GACAGCGCGAGGUAAACAAAACAUGUCAGAUUCGCUUGCUCACAAAAAACGGUGUUUUGCUCCGCGAGCAGCAAUAAAACUUAUCCGGGAGGAAAAGGCUUAGCAAGUGGUAAAAUGUAUUCCCUUAGCUCACAGAAAAAGUAUUGGACGUUCAAAACGGAACAGGAGCUAGCCGAACUGCGUGUGAAACAAAAUGUUCGGUUUAUUACCAAGCAUGGUGCCGGCAUGACGGAGGAACAAAAACAGGCCCACUUUCUUUCGGCUGACGAGGAGCGAUUAUUGCUGAAGCAGUAUGAGCUACAGUUGAAGGAGUUCUGCAAACGAUUCGAGCCUCCGAUGCCGAAGUACGUCGUGGGGACGGCGUUUCACUACUUUAAGCGCUUUUACCUUAACAACUCGUCUAUGGACUACCAUCCGAAGGAAAUUUUGGCGACGUGCGUUUACUUGGCUUGUAAGGUGGAAGAGUUUAACGUGUCAAUUGCACAGUUUGUGGCCAACAUUAAGGGGGAUCGAGGCAAAGCAAUGGAUAUCAUUCUGUCGAACGAGCUGCUGCUAAUGCAGGAGCUAAACUACUACCUAACGAUACACAAUCCGAUGAGGCCAAUCGAAGGGUUUCUGAUUGACAUAAAGACACGAUGCAAUAUGAGCAAUCCGGAUCGGUUGCGACCGGGAAUUGAAGAUUUUAUCGACAAAACGUUCCUUACCGAUGCGCCACUGAUGUACGCACCGUCACAGAUUGCACUCGCCGCCGUCCUGCAUGCCGCUAGUAAAGAGCAGGAAAAUUUAGAUAGUUACGUUACGGAAUCGUUGUUCGGAUCGGCGAAAGAUAAGCUACCCGUGCUCAUCGAAGCCGUCCGAAGGGUUCGCUCGAUGGUGCGCACGAUCGAACUGCCGCCCAAGGAUCGUGUGCGGUUUCUGGAGAAAAAGCUGGAAAAGUGUCGCAAUCAGGAGAAUAAUCCCGACAGUCAGAUCUACAAACAGCGCAUGAAGAAAAUGUACGAAGACGAGGACGAUCUAGAUGUGAUGGGCUCUUCGUAUCAUAUGAACGUUUCGGAUGCCAGUCUGGAUGUGUCGCAGUUGAAUACCACCAACCCUGCCAACAUGACCAUUGAUUGAAGGGCAGCGAACACUUCCGGAGAAAAUCGUAAGCAGUUUUGUUGUGCUCAUCCCACAUUUCCUAAACCUAAAAUUGUGUAUGAAGCUUUCUGCUUGUUUUUGAGCUGUUGGAACUCUUUCCAUAUCCGUCGCCAUGAUUAUGAAUCCUUGGGCAAAUGGAUAGUUCAACCAAGUAAAUGCCUCUUAUCCUGAGAUUUAAUUUUUUUUUUCGGAUUGUUUUUGUACAAAAAGAGAAAGCACAAGCUUGGAUCCAUUUUAAUUAACAAUCUUUAUUACAAUCAUUCGUAUCACGAUGCCUUCGGUGUGGUGAACGCUGUGUCCGUUCCGCAUAUUCAUCUCACGGUCCAGGGUCGGGUCAGGACGUCAGAAAGCUUCUGCUAGAAGUAGAAUUAGAAUGCCGUUUUCGAAAUAAAAAAGGAAGAAAAGAACACAAACAAAACCUCCACCACGCUAAUGGCUUUCACGUUCAGCUUGGCGAAUAUUGCACGCCAACCGUACCGCAUCGUCAGUAUCAGAGGGCAGAAGGAAUGUUCCUGUAUUUGAAAGCUUAUCCAGCUGAAGUAAUUGCAGCGCGUAAUGCAACAUGGAAAAAAGGAGGAGAGAAUUGCUCUCUAGCGCAAAGAUGAUGGCGUACUUGGUGGUGAUAGUAGAAGAAAGAAACGUUUAAGCGUAUAAGUGGAAUUGGGAAAAAGGUGGAAAAAUCGCGGCGCACUUGAGCUUAGUUAAAGAAAGUAAAGUCGAAGUAAAGUUGGUGCAAAGCAAUUUUCAGGUUUUUGUUGGCUUUGCUGCUUUUAAUUAGAUGAGCAUAAGCCAACGUACACCUUUGCACUUACGCUCAUAGUUUUCGCUGUUCCCCUGUAUUUACGGUGACUCAUUUUUUGUUUUAAAAAUUGCUGAAAUAUUGAUGCUUUCGGGCAUUGGAAAUUGUAGUUGUUUCCGCGAGUCAUUAAAAAAAACAUACACACACACAAAGACGGGAAUAGAUAAGUGUUGUGGCGUAGAGUAUUUGGUUCGGUUCGGUCUAUUGCCGGUGUGUUGGUGAUGUGUGAGGAUUCUUCCGGCUUGUAAAAGUGAUACCGUGUUGCUGAUAUAAGAGGCAAAAUAAAUUAGACAUUUCAUAAGUAUUCCUUUAAGUCGUUUCGUUCAAACUAAAGAUGACAAUUGUUUUUUGUUAUUUAUCAAUUUGUUAAUUUCACUUUGAGUAUCUCUAAAUAUUGGUUGAUUUUUUCCAGUUUCCUACAGUUAAAGUAAGGACAUUACAGUUGACAUUACAGUUGAAAGUCCUGUAUUUUAACUAGCGCCGCUAGCGGCUUAUAAUGUGUGUUUGUCACAUAGACGGAUUUGUCAUGAAUGAGGAAAUUUGUAUAAAAAAGUACUGCCAUGUUAAGGAUUUUUUCACCAUUCAAAUCCACUUCUUUGGACCCCUUCCAGUCCGUUGAGGUGAAAUUUUCGAAUUGAAUCAGAUUGUACAGAAACUUGGUCUUACUUCAAAAAAGGAUGACAUAUUUAGAAUAAACGAAGAAAAAAAUAUUUUCCUAUGGAGAUUCUAACUUCUCCUUCAUAAACUUAUAAAAAAAUCUUUAUGGUAUUACUUUACAGCUUCUUUAUCCAUGUCCAUUCAAUCAGCAGUAGAAUGUACCGAAUAUGUUGUUUUCGUGUAUAUGUGGGUGUAGGUGUGUGUGUGUGGUUGCUAAUUUGAUCCCAUUUUUUUAAUUAUCAAACGACAACAAAACAGACAUCGAAAUAGACGCACAAAGAGGGAGAGUUCACAUACUGGGUGGGAAGGAUAGGGACUGGAUUUGAUAGUUGUUGUUUUUUGUUUGCCAUAGAAAGGUUAAAAGUGGUUCUAUUCCAGACGACAUCGACACGUUCAAUUACUUCUAGAACUGUUUCGUUACACAAAGUAAAAAUGAAAUGAAACAGAAAACGACAGUAGAUAACAACACAUUCAAGCACACAAUGUGAUGGGGGAACACUUUCAUUUCGUCGCUGUUUGAAAGGAUAUAGCAGAGAUUGUAAAAUCUGAUUUUGUACUUGUGUUUACGAUGUGUUUGUGUGUAUUUUAGCUUUGAUUUUUUUUGAGCGCCACAAACAUAUAGUUUCAGUUAGAAAAAGGUGAGGCAUUUGUGGACAGAGGAGAAAAUAUAAGAAUAACAUGGCGGAGCAAGAGUCAGCAGGAAGGCUAGACGUUGCACGAGAGCAAAGCCCCCGAAACAGGAAGACAGGAAGUUAGGAAGAAAUAGUAGAGGAAUGUUAUAAUAAACAAUUGUGUAAUAAAAAAACCCAAAAUAAAAUUAUCUUUUUCCAUCACCAUCACGUCAACGGGUUUUUUUUGAAAAACAAUUUCCUCUGUUGCACCACGUUCGGUUGCCAUCGCAACGCGGCGACACUGUUUAUUAUGUUCCCGCUGCGCACAAUAGCUUGUGACGGCGCACACACAUUGUUUGCGUUUAGAGAGGAGCUUUUUUGUUUGUUCGUUUGUUGGAAGGUGCAGUGGUGGUAGUUAAUCCUCCGCGGUCACCUUCUUGGAUGCGUUUAGUAAAGGGGGCUUAAACAGGGUAAGAAACAUUAAUUUAUUUAUCAGCUUUGCAAUCACUAUCGCUUCCUCGACCCGUGCAAUGUUGCCACAUCCUACUGACUUGACAUGACAAAUUGUCGUUUUGUGUUUAGCUUCUGUUUUUUUUUUUUCAAAUUUUAUUUUCCCUAGCUUCUUCCUGCUAUGCUGCUGCUACGCUUGCAGCUGUGUAACCUGUUCGUGUUUACUUCUGCUAUCGUUUUCUAUGGAUUUACCUCUGCCCUUUUCCCUAUCGCAGGUGUAGUUCAACGUUAAAGCUCCGACAGCGUGAUCAAAAAGUCAAAGAAGAAACACGUGUCUUCAAAAAAGAGAGAGAGUGAGAGAAAAUGGUUGAUAGAGACGGAGAGAGUGAGUGACGAUCGCGCACGCGCGCGCGCUCCAUACAAGCGGUUUAGCAUGGCGGCCUCAGCUUAAUUGAAUUGGCGUGUAGAAAUAUUACUUUGUAACUUUAUGGCUUUUAUUUAUUGGUUUAUCGAAAUUAUGUAUGUGUUUUGCUGCUUUUUUUUAAAUUUAUUUUCGCUUCGUUUUUCUCUUUUCAUUUUCUGAUCACGCGCUCAACCUUUCCUCGGGAUAAUGCAAGGAAAGCAUGUGUCAUUGUGAUGAUGUACAGUUGGUUUCUUUUUAUUUUAAUUCUAAUACUAUCAGAGCUUUGCUUCCCAUCCGCGUCUCAUCCGCGUAUCAUCUCUAUCCUUGUGAGACUUCUUUUUUUAAAAUCCGCUACUACUAGCGUGUAUUUCUCUCUCUAUCUCUCUCUCUGUCUAUCCCGUCACUUUUAUCAAAUAUUUAACAGAAUUGAACUAUAGUCUAUAAGCAACGAUAGUUGUUUAGCUGCGGGGUUUUCUUUUUAAAACAAUAAAUGAUAUAGUUUUCACUGCACACAAUUUUUAUAUUCUCUAACCACGCUACAAUCGUUACCGUAAAAUGAGCAAUGCAAAUAAAAGUAGUACCUGCCGUGUGUGUAGUCCCGGAUUGCCGGUUACCUUAAUGGGUUGUGAAAAUUAUUUACAAAACAAUCUCAACUCUCUUCCCUAGACUCUUUUGUGUAGAAAGUGCGGGAAAAUCGAGUAUGUAACACACUAAGCACUUUCCUGUCGCCCUUAUCAGCUGUCACCUAGUUGCCUGCCAUUCUUUUUCACCCUCUGGAAGCCUAAACAUGAAGUGGGAGAAGAAAACGGGGCUCGUAGAGUACCUUUGGUUUUCUUUGAUUCUAUCUCCUAAUUUUUUACGCAACGCAAUAAUUUGAAAAUCGGUUUAGUAUUAGGUUUCGUGUCGUUUUGUUUUUAAGUUUAUAAAAAUUAAAAUUGACCCCAUUUAGCAUUGACCUUCUCGAAAUGAAAAUUGACCAGGUAGAUCGCUCGAUGUGUGCAUCACGCGACACAACGCCUGCAUAUUGCUAUAUGUAUUGGAGUGUUUGUAUGAGUGUGAGAGAGUAUUAGUAGCUACGCUUAGAAAUGUUUUUUUGUGUUUGUGUUUUUGUUUCCUGUAGUUUUAGAUACAUUUUUUUACCAACACUUUCGCCUCCAAAAUUCAAACUUUAAAUUUGCCAUUACUUAUUUUAUCGAAAUGUUUUGCUUUGUUUUUUUUUUUACUUCAAAUUUACGGACGCUUGUCCUAGAAAGAUGCUGUAUAGUACUGUAUUUACUGCACUUACUCCUCCCUACUAACAAUAACAGUUUCGUUUCGGCUUAGCUCGGUCGAGGGGUUGUGUGAUGAUGGAUUCGCUUGAUGAACAUCAUAUCGAAACGUGUUUUUUUUGGUUUUAUUCGGUUCGGUAAAUUAUUAUUGGCUAGUUUUUUUGUUAUUCUUAUUCACGGUAGAUCAUUCCGGUGUGUCUAUGAGAAAAAAUAUCAUGGCAUUGGCUUUCAUAUGUGUUUGAUUUGCUGGGAACAGAGGAAAGCACCACCAUUCGCUGCGACGCUGUGCGUUGUGCUGCUCUCGGCAAGCAUAAUUUACUCGAUUUCAUGCUUAAAAUACGGUUCGGUGAUUUAUUAAAAAAAGUUCUUUGGAUCAUUAUUAAAGCCGUAUUUUUUUCUUCUUUUGUUCGAUUAACCAUAGAAGCGAGCGAGUAGAUUCUUGCCAAGCGGGCUCAUUAAAACUCAACGCGCUAGCGAACGGAGAAUGUUUGGCUGUGAUGAUUGCUUUCCCUCCGUUGCGUUCGACGGGCCAAAACGGCUAGCAUUUUGGCAUCAUUUGUGAGGCAAAUAUGUGUUUAAUGAAUAUUGCACCGUGUACCGUAAAUUUGCUAAAAGGCCCAUGCAAGGCUGAUCGGCUGUUGCACGGUGAUCGAGUUCGAGUUCGACACCGGUUCGAAUUAGUCAAGUAAUGUCUUGCAAUGUUUUGGCUCACCACGCACCAUGGCUGUACCUCUCACGCGGACCAACUAGCACGGAAGCUGGCUCACUCCCCAAAUGUCAACAACCACCACCACCACCAUCAAUAGUUUAAUGCGAUUAGUGCGCUGCAUGCCUUGAAUGGUUUUUCUUCCGUCUUGUUUUUUUUUGCAGCACUUUUACUCGCACUUCAUAUGUUGUUUUUCUUUAAAUUCACGUACUAGCCUACAAUCACAGUCGUUAUGCGGUUAUACGGUGUGUCUUUCGCUUGCCAAUGGAAGAAAAACCAUUCCCGGAGACACGCAUGGUCGCAAACAAAACAGAAAAGAGACUCUUUCGCUUCUUCUUCUCGCGGAAAAUUGACUUAAGUGAACGCAACGAAACGAAACUGUUAUGUGGAAAAUUACAUUUCGUACGGCGUGUAGUGGAUAAAACAAGUCAACAAGGAAAACAUCACGCGUACGGGAACGAGCAGAUAAUGAAAGCAGGAAAUGGAAAGCUUCCUCGAAUAGGAAAUUGGUUUCUAUUUGCCUUUUCCGUUUUUGGUGACCUUUUUGUAUGGUGCUGUUGGGUUUUUGUUUUCGUUUGAAAAAGAAAGAAACUUUGUACGGUUUCUUUAACUACAUUUGCUCGUUGUCGUGGAAAGAAUUGUGUGCUUUGCCGUGAGCUCAAAGAGAAAAUCACAAUCCAUAAUAUUAACAAAGUGUUCCUAACGUUACGGAGCACAGUAAAAAAAAAGCCACAAGAGUCGACUCACGUAAAUCUUGCUUACGCGGCAUCUGCGCUGUCACAGUCACAGCCAUCACCAUCCGUACCCACUCGGACGAAGCACUCUUCACAUGGCGCGGUAUCUGCUUCCUCGGAUGGUGCUUAUCGCGUGAAAUGCUUUCCAAAACCCGAGCGCAUAAAACGCUUCCCGUGUGCUUUUGCACCAAAGUUGUCAGAAGCAUAAGGUAAGCAGCAUAUUACAACGGGCCACCGUAAGAACGUGUACGGGGUUGCUUUCUUUUGCACAACGGCACUGCAGGUUAUAAUUCUUUCAUCGUGCGCUUUUCUGCGCUUAAUGAGCGGCGGAAUAAAGGCCUGAAUACAAUGUAGCGUGAGCGGUGAAGAGCCCGAGUGCAAUUAACCGUAAGGCUGAGUCAGUUACAUAUCGUUUCCAAUUGACCCAGUUUACGGAUGAUUCGAACCGGAAGUGUGCUGGUUCUUAGUGUUCGCAGCUCAAUAUUGGUAGCUUGAGGCGUGCGGCUUUGCGCUGAGAAAACGGUUCUCAUGCAUGAAUAAUUUCUGAUGGAGACGCCUGGUAUUUGAUAACUUUCAAUGGAGACGCCUGGUACUUCAUGGGUAUUCCAUGGAGACGCCUGGUUCUUCACGGAUACCCAAUGGAGACGCCUGGUGGUGCAAGAGAAGGCAAUUACUUCUAUUUUGAAUCUUUUCUGUUGGGGACUUUCCAAAUAAUUGUAUUUACAAUCUAUUAAAACGAAAAAUAGAAAAAGAGUAGCGAAUGAAUCUUUGCCUAAAAAAGGGUUACAACAGAAUGAUUUAGAAUUGUGGUGGUUGUGCACAUGGUCGGGUUGUACCAUUUGGUCGGUGUCAGCCUCCGGCAUCUGACAUUUCUUGCCCGAAACAUCUGGAGCAGUGUUUUCUUUGUAAACAUUAAGAAAACAAAAACAUGUACCAACUGAAAAGGUAACAAAUGUAACCUUUCGAUGGUUGGUCGAGUUUGAGCUUCAUUGUGGGUGAAAGGUCAUUUUCGAAAGAAAAAAAACAACGUUCCUCGGUGUACCAUCCAUGGUACAGGAUGGUUCAUUUGUCUGUCUUUGAGCAGCCAAGCGGCAGAAAUAUCGAAUCAAUUGCCAUCAAUUGAAUUAUACGGGACGGGGCGCUUUUGUUCGCCAAAGGCUGCCAUUAUUCCGCACAGAUAUGGGGCAAAAAGGCACGUUUGGAUUGUUUUUUUUCUGCAAGAAGGAGAAAACUCAGCCCCGCCAGCCAUUGUGCCCGGUAAUAUUUUAGACAGGGUUUGUUUAGCUCCUUUUCUUCAUCUCGUUGCUUUUGGAGCUGGAAAAGGGGGAGUAAUGUAAAAAAGGUUUGUAUGUGUGGUGUGUGUGUGUAUAAAUGUGCGUUAAGUUUUUUUUUUGUAGAAUGGCGAAGAAAACCAAAAAUUGCUAUGUAGUCGUAUGAGAGUUCGCUACAAAAUCGGUAAAUGACACAGCUUGGGAAGAAUAGAAAAGAAAAGAUACUGAAGGGAAUAAUUGGCCCUUUUGUACCCUUUUUUUCGGGGGAAAGGUACCCAUCGGACACUAAAUAAAUCAUAAGCCAAAACAUGUAACAAAAGAGGAGGGGAGAGAAAUGAGAGAGACAAAAAAGAGAAGAGUUUAAAAUGUACACCACAAGCCAACAUCGAAGUACACUCCAGAGAGGGGGGGGGGGGGGGGGGGAAAGACA
Messenger RNA from Anopheles stephensi (Asian malaria mosquito), 8466 nucleotides. RefSeq names its product cyclin-H (gene CycH). Gene Ontology annotation, cellular component: transcription factor TFIIK complex; nucleus. Lineage: Eukaryota; Metazoa; Arthropoda; Insecta; Diptera; Culicidae. The transcript is spliced from 5 exons. Gene Ontology annotation, biological process: regulation of transcription by RNA polymerase II; regulation of cyclin-dependent protein serine/threonine kinase activity; DNA-templated transcription. Gene Ontology annotation, molecular function: cyclin-dependent protein serine/threonine kinase regulator activity. The record is from RefSeq and is a predicted model, not a curated record. The coding region runs from base 115 to 1116 and encodes 333 amino acids.